CUCAUCAGGUACGUCUCCCUGGAAUGGUUUAUCCCGAUCCAAACCCUAACCGGAGGAUCGCACCGGAGGAUGAAUCCGUUCGCUUCUCGAGUUCCAUUUUCUUUUCGUUUUCCUUUCCCCAUGGGUCAUCCUAAUCCAAACCCUAACCGUUGCCCUUGAAAUUCCACCUUCGAGCGAAGAGAGGCGUCAGCGGGAGGGCCUCCAGCAUUAGGCAUGGAGGACUACGCACGCGAUCUUAGAGCCGCGGGGGACCGCCCUCCUCGGCCUGCUGCGUCGGCGCCCCUGAUCAUGGAGCGGUUCCAUGCCUUGCUCCGGGAGAGGCAGGAAGAGCUGAUGGAAGCUACUGGAGAGGACCCGCCCCCGCCUCCUUCAGCAGAUGACGUGGUGCGAUGCUACGAGGACGUUCUCUCGGAGCUUACCUUCAACUCGAAGCCCAUCAUCACGGAACUGACAAUGAUUGCGGGGCAGAAAAUUCAUUUUGCCAAGGAGAUAGCGGAAGCUAUAUGCACUCGUGUUCUUGUGGUCCCAACGGAGCAAAAAUUACCUUCCUUAUACCUUAUUGAUAGCAUUGUGAAGAACAUAGGACGUGAUUAUGUGAAAAUUUUUGCUACACAGCUUCCUAAGGUGUAUUGUGUUGCAUACAAGCGAGUUGAUUCUUCGCAGCAUCUGUCUAUGCGCCACCUUUUUGGGACCUGGUCACAAGUCUUCCCAUCUUCUGUACUUCAGAAAAUAGAGGACGAGCUCCAGUUUUCUCCAUCUGACAAUCAAAGACCAAUGAUAAGCAACAAGCCAAUGAAAUCCCCAUCACCUCGCCCUUCUCAUGGCAUUCAUGUAAAUCCAAAGUACUUGGAAGCGCGACAACAACAAUCUGCUAUACAUGCAGUGGACACAAGUAACCGUACACAGGUUUCUGAUCUUCAAGUUGAACACUUGGAAGGACGUGUUUCAGAAAAUUCUGAUGGAUGGUCUGGGGUAACUCAUAAAUUUCAUGAUAUACCACAAACAAGACUUCCUACUGGUAUACAAGUUUAUGGACAGAAACCUAUUGCACGCCACAGUGAAUAUGAUUUUGAUCAACCUGAAUUGCCACUUCAGCACCUUGAUACAGAAGGGGAAUCAAUUGCCCAUUUGAAGAAUAAAAUAGCAUUUCCUGGAUCUCCUCCAAGAAUUGGUCUGAAAAGACCCAUAUCACCACCUAUUCUGAGAUCCCAUGUUGAUGCUUCAAAGGUGAUUGGUGGAAGGGCUUCUUCAUCUCGUUCUGGUGGAUAUGCUUCAGGAAGAGUCAGUGACGCGAGUGGUUGGAUGGAUAGGAAAAGACUAUCGAGUGAAGAUCCCCGGCUUUACAACUUAAGUAAUGGCUACGUUAAACAGAAUCCUAGAGACUUGAUUGAUGCAUAUGGAAAUCCUAGAGGAAGAGUAUCUGCUCUUGAGAAGUAUUCAAAGGUUUGGCACCUUGAUAUGAAUGACAUAGCAAGUGAAGCAGCCACGAGAAAAUGGAAAAACACUGAUGAAGAGGAGUAUGUUUGGGAGGAUAUGAGUCCAACUCUAUCUGAUCGAAGCAGGAGAAAUAGCUUAACAGCAUUUGAGCCGAAUGCUGGAAACUUUAGCAUCAGAAAGGGCUUUUCAAAACCUAAUCCUGCACUGUUAGAAUCAGAUUUUUCAAGGCGUAGUUGGCCUGGCCAUGCCCAGCUGUCUCAUGCUGAUGAUCCCUCUUAUAAUGACGAUAGGAUUGCUUCCAUUGGAUCCCAACCUGGAUUAGUGAAAUCUCGGGAUGCUACGAUAAAUCAGAUGGACAUGUUGCCUCAUUAUCAGGAGUCCAACCAUAUUCGAGAUGGUGGGAAAUUGAAUUACAUGUUACCACCACCUUCACAGCAGAACCUGAGCCCUAGGUCACGAAGCAAGGUUGCUGAAAUGCUUCCUGUUGCUGCAAGAGGGCUGACACCGAUGAGUGGUCAGAGACUUCUUAUUCCAAAUGACACCUUGCCUGAUAUUGAAUUUCCAAUGCUUAGAUCAUCAAAUGAUCAUGCUGAUUCCUUUAAAAUAGAUAAUUCUAUCAUAGAUAGGCAUUCAGUCCAACGACCAUAUUCACCUGCUCCAACAGUCUUGACUUCUGGUCAUAUAUCACAGUCCCUGCCUUUGCUUCCUAUAUCGCAAAAUCAAAGUCCAAACAGAAGUUCACUUGAUGUUCCAGAACCUAAUAGGCCAUCACUGAUUCAAGGAUCCCACUCAUCUGUGCCCCAGCAGCAAUAUGACCUAGCUGACAGUAAGGACUCAGAUCCAUUUAGGGUGCUUACUUUGCGUUACCAACCUCCUGGUGUACCCCAUCUGAGUCAGCAAGGUAAGGAAAAGGGUUUCCCUAUACCUCUACAGUCUCAGGGUACAUACCUAAACGUUCUUCCACCUCGGCAAGCUAAUGCUUCUUCUUACUCAGUUGGCCAGCCCUUGAAGUUGUUACCAACACUAGGUCAUGGGGUUGCUAAGGCUUCUGCUUUUCCAUUUUCUAAAACAUAUAGUGCAUCUGAUGCAUCUUUACAUGCUAGGGGUGGCCUUCUACCUCCUUUGCCUCGUGGACCACCUCCUGCCUCGUCUCAAGCCGGACCUAUAUCUCAAAGUAUAAGUUCCUCAAUGUCAAGUUCUCCUGCUAGUGCAUUUUCAGGCCUUAUCAACAGUCUCAUGGCACAGGGGUUAAUAUCAUUGAAUUCAAAUUCUCAACCUCAGGAUUCUUUGGGUGUUGAGUUUAAUCUGGACCUUCUGAAGGUGAGACAUGAGUCUGCAAUCAAUUCCUUGUAUGGUGAACUUCCAAGACAAUGCACAACAUGUGGUUUGCGUUUCAAGUGCCAAGAAGACCAUAGUAGCCACAUGGAUUGGCAUGUAACUAAGAAUCGAAUAUCAAGGAAUCGUAAACAAAAACCCUCUCGGAAGUGGUUUGUGAGUGCAAAAGAAUGGCUUAGUGGUGCAGAAAUACUGGGAAAUGAUGUCAUUCCUGGGUUUCUUCCAGUUGAGUCGGUUGCAGAGAAGAAGGAAGAAAAAGAGAUGGCAGUUCCUGCAGACGAAAAUCAGAAUGUUUGUGCGUUAUGUGGGGAGCCCUUUGAGGAUUUCUACAGUGAUGAGACAGAGGAAUGGAUGUAUAAAGGGGCUGUGUAUUUGAAUGCCCCAGAUGGAUAUAUUGAAGGAUUAGAUAGGUCUCAACUGGGUCCUAUUGUCCAUGCUAAGUGCAGAUCUGAGUCUAAUGAAUCUGGACAAUCAUAGAGGUCAUCCAACUGACGUGACACCAUUUAUUGCAUCAAGCAGGGAAAUUAACCCUCUGUUAUCGGAUCACAAGAUUGCAACAGCAGAAUAAUUUUACCCUGCAAAAUCACUCGGAGAUCCUGGUCAACAUGGUAGGGAAAGUUUCAUCCUUUUUCCUCGUAAUGAUCAAGCCUACCUACCAUCCUGUACAUGUAAAGUUAAACUUGUGUAACUUUUAGCAAUAUCUGAGAUUCAUCCUCCUUUCUUUUUUUCUUUCUCCUACUUGUUUUUACUCUUUAUGUUGAGCUUUUAGAAUUAAUAUUAUGAAUGUUGGCAUCGACUGUGUAGCAAUUCAACGAGAGACAAUUAUUUCAAAGAUAUCUGCAUUGAUGUAAGUUCACCUUUUUUU
Zingiber officinale is the source of this 3637-nucleotide messenger RNA. Its product is annotated as polyadenylation and cleavage factor homolog 4-like. Gene Ontology annotation, molecular function: RNA polymerase II complex binding; mRNA binding. Gene Ontology annotation, cellular component: cytoplasm; mRNA cleavage factor complex. NCBI's taxonomy places the organism in Eukaryota, Viridiplantae, Streptophyta, Magnoliopsida, Zingiberales, Zingiberaceae. Gene Ontology annotation, biological process: termination of RNA polymerase II transcription. The record is from RefSeq and is a predicted model, not a curated record. The transcript has 8 exons. The coding region runs from base 214 to 3249 and encodes 1011 amino acids.